Staurois parvus is the source of this 276-nucleotide messenger RNA. Lineage: Eukaryota; Metazoa; Chordata; Amphibia; Anura; Ranidae. The record is from the annotation of a GenBank genome assembly.
AGAGAGCCGUGAGAGAACAUGGAGAGCAUACCGGAGCCAACGCUUUACACUGUAAGAGCCGCCAUCAUUUUGGACCAGGAUGGGCAUCGACUUCUGGCUAAAUAUUAUGAUGGCACAUUCCCCGCUCUUAUGGAACAGAGAGAAUUUGAAAGAAGGAUAUUCCUUAAGACGCAAAGAACUGAAAAUGAAGUGAUACUUGUGGAUGGGGUUACAGUACUGUGCCAGCGGUUGACAGACAUCAUGUGCUACAUUAUUGGUGGACCUGAUGAGAAUGAA